AUGGCUCUCGCAAGAGCUCUAACCAAACGCGCAAAGCGACAACAUGAAGCUUCUUCGCCCAGUGAAGGCUCCUUCAGGUUCCCGGCAGGCACCAUCGAACGCUCCAAGAUCUCACUGCCAAUAGAGCUAAUCUCUACCACCAAUGUUAAUGCGCUGAGCGCUCCAGACAUCCGAUCUGCUUCAAGUAACUCAUCCAAUGCGUCCUUCCGCUCGGCAGACGACUCAGACUUCUCAUCCAUUUGCAAAAGUUUUCUCAGCACACCAGCAACGUCAGCUGACAAUUCCUCCAUCGAGUCCUCACCCAUCACACCAGAACCACGUCACGGCAAAGGAUUCUUCGACGCCGUUUCGCCCAAGAGAUCUGCCACCACAGCAGCACGAGGCCGAGCCUCAAACGGAACCCAAUCAAGCACCGAUGCACCCGCCCUCCCGCAACGCGCUCUCACUCACUCCAAGAAAGCCCAUCAAGAAGUCGCUCGCAACCGCUCUCUGUCUCGGCUCACCCCACCUCCAACAAUCAUGGACAACGCGACAAUGGUCCGCAACAGCGCCGACAUGUUCAGCCCCGCAGCCGUCGAUCCAAAUCAUCCCUUUGGCAAUGAGCUCGCCCAGGUCAACGAAGUGGCCGAGGAAUUUGGUGGUGUCUCGGCAUUGUUGCAAGAAGAAGAGCAGGAGAUGAAGAUGAAGGGCUUGCUCAGAUUUGGUGCGGACGAUUACGUGAAUGAGAUCUUGGGGCUGUGGGAAGGUGCCCAUGGGGACCGGUUGACGGGACUGGCUUCGCCAUGGAUUUGA
Molecule: messenger RNA, 792 nt
Organism: Endocarpon pusillum Z07020
Lineage: Eukaryota; Fungi; Ascomycota; Eurotiomycetes; Verrucariales; Verrucariaceae
Exons: 1
Coding region: 1-792 (263 amino acids)
Source: RefSeq, a predicted model, not a curated record